AUGACUAGCAGUCUACACUUAGCAGCAUUUUUUUCUAUGAUUUAUAUUAAAUAUGAUAUUUUUAUUAAUGGUCUUGAAUCAAUCUAUCGAAAAGAUGUCAACAAACAUCACAUGUUUCGAAUUCGAUAUCAUGGCAAAGGUUCAGAAGAACAAACUCAAUAUUGGAAUGAUCAAUUUGAUUUUUUUCUAAGCGAAUCAUUUCAACAAACAGAACAAUUUAAAAACUCGUUAGAACUAUGUCCAGAGGUUAUAGCGUUUACGGCACCCGAGAUUCCGAGAAUAAGUGCUGCAUUAAUGGCUCGCUAUGAAGAAUUGGAUGAUAAUUAUUAUAUUUGUUAUUUGUCGGUUUUACUCGAAUAUCGUAAAUAUGGUCUUGCGUCGAGUCUCCUAAAUGCAAUGAUUCUCGAAGCACUUGAUUCGGGUGUUGAACAUGUUACAUUACACGUAAAUAUAAAGAAUGAAAAUGCACUAAGAUUAUACAAAAAAUGUGGAUUUCGUUGUAAUAAAUAUGAAUCUGAUUAUUAUAUCGAAACGGAAGAUUUAUAUUCUGAUGGAUAUUACAUGAUAUUGACAACAAGUCACAUUCGAAGUCCAUCAUUAGUAUGUAGAAAACCAAAAGCGGUUAUUAUACCGCCUGAUAUUGAAGCAACGUAUACUGCGCAAUGUACAAAAAAUGCGGAAAUUAAACAACACAAUUUUGUCGAGCUAUUUUAA
Molecule: messenger RNA, 714 nt
Organism: Didymodactylos carnosus
Lineage: Eukaryota; Metazoa; Rotifera; Eurotatoria; Philodinida; Philodinidae
Source: the annotation of a GenBank genome assembly